This is a messenger RNA of Cladocopium goreaui, 2136 nucleotides long. The record is from the annotation of a GenBank genome assembly. NCBI's taxonomy places the organism in Eukaryota, Dinophyceae, Suessiales, Symbiodiniaceae.
AUGGGAAAAUCAGUGAAGCGUGUUUCUGGCAAUUUGCAUCAGCCUGCACCUUCAAGGCAGAAGGUGAUGGCCGAUGCUCUUACUGCUGCUGGACCAGGAUGCUCUAAAGCAGGGCUGGCAAACUUUGUUCAUUCUCUACAUCAAAGUGGGGUUUUGGAUUCCAAAGUUUUUGGUGAGGAAGGUUCCUACAAUCCAAGGCUAGCCAAGCAAGAUUUUACUGACUCGGGAAGGGACCUGAUUGAAAUCCACACUCCUUAUGGAGACCUCGUUCAAUCGAUGGCAUUGCCACUAGAAGAUCCAAAAGAGGAACUGCUUUUGAGAUACAUCAAUCCGUUUGCUUUCUUACACCAUCUUUCAAAAAGUGAGACUGGGUUUGGAGAGAUUGUGAAGGCUUACCUCAAGAACCAAACGAACAACUUGAUGAUUUAUUUUGAUGAAACAAGACCCGGAAAUGUUCUUCGUCCAGAUGCUGGCCGACUUGUUCUUGCAGUUUACUGGUCUCUGAAAGAAUUACCCGAAUAUAUUCGAUCGAGAAGUGUUGGCUGGUUUCCCUUCACUUUCAUACGGAGUAAACUGCUUGCCCGUCUCCCUGGAAAGGCUUCCAAUUUUGCUGCGAGAAUUCUACGAUUUUUUUUCAGUAGCGACAAUUUCAACAUGUUGACAGGGGUACGUUGUGAAGUGAACUCUGAGGAUAUCUUUGUCAAAGCCAAAUUCUGUGGUAUCUUGGGGGAUGAAAAGGCAUUGAAAGAAUCACUUGGAGUUACUGGGUCAAGUGGCACAAAGCCAUGUUUCAAUUGCAAAAACAUUGGAAGCAAACACAACGACCUUUCAGACCACGACUACUUUGUCAGCUUGGACUGUUCGAAAUUUUCCGACUUGGACCUUCACACCGAUUCCUCGUUUCGUGAAAUGGCCGAUCUGCUUUUGUUACAUGACAGGGACCCUACCAUGACCAAGAAAAAAAUUGGCAAACUUCAGCAGGUAUUGGGAUUGAAAUAUGACAAAGACACCCUGUUGUUUCAGCCGGAUUUGAAAGAUUUGGUACAACCGAUAUCUUGCACCAUUUGGGACUGGAUGCAUGUUUUGGUGAGUCAUGGGCAAGCUGACGUGGAACUUGGGCUUUUCGUGCAUAAAAUGGUUUCUGAAACUCGAAUUAGCAUCAAACAACUGGAGGAUUUUGUGCUGCAAUUUGAGGGCUUACGGCAAUCUGGUGGAAAAUUCAACCGCAAUUUUUUGACGAGUCGCUUGAAAAAAGAAGGUGGCCCGUUCAAGGGUUUCUCUGGUGAACUUUUGGACCUUCUCCCAUUGGUGAGAACAUUUGUGGACAUGGUGCUGGUACUUUCUGGGAAAAUGCCUACACACAUUGAGUCAUUCAAAGAACUCUGCAAAAUCGUGGAUAUCAUGACCAUGGGUGAUGCAGCUUGUGCCUACGUGGCUUUACUCCGGACAACAAUUGAAAAACACCACGAACUUUUUGUUGAGUGCUAUGGUUUGCCUGAAUGCAUACCAAAGUUUCAUUACACGAUGCACUUAGCACAUGUGCUAGAACGGUUGCAAAUCAACCCAAGUUGUUUUGUAACAGAGCGCAAACAUUCACUUUGCAAACAAAUUGCUGGCAGAACCUUCAACAAUUUUGAGAACACAAUUUUACAGGAAGUUCUCCGUCAAACCCUGCGAGAAUACCAUGCAGAAGGGGCAAUGGAUUUGGAAGGGUUGGCAAAGGAUGUCCCCUUAGAGGAUGAUGAACUAUUGGAGCAAUUUCACGGUGGGUUUCCUCAUUUGACCAACGUUUUUGCAAACUGUUCUGCCAAACUUGGCAUUGGAAACAUCAAACGGAAGGAUUUGGUGUUGUUGGAGCUGACCGGGUUUCAAGUGGGAAGAAUCGUGCUUUUUUUCAAACUCGUUUUCAUAGCUCAAAAACCACAGUUCAUGGCUCAUGUGGAACUUUUUGAAAAAAAAUCAGAGUCAGAGUGGAAGUCUGGAGAAAUCAGACCUAUGAUCGUACCUACCAAGUGCAUCAAGGCUAAACUGGCCUACGCACCAAUUUCCGAAGAAACAGUACAAAUUGUUGAACCAUGGUUGAUCCGCCCGAUGUGAGCACACAAAAAAACCAUCAAUUGGAGAUGGAGAGUUGGG